This is a messenger RNA of Trichoderma gamsii, 1434 nucleotides long. RefSeq names its product V-type H+-transporting ATPase 54 kDa subunit. Gene Ontology annotation, molecular function: proton-transporting ATPase activity, rotational mechanism. Gene Ontology annotation, biological process: proton transmembrane transport. Lineage: Eukaryota; Fungi; Ascomycota; Sordariomycetes; Hypocreales; Hypocreaceae. Gene Ontology annotation, cellular component: fungal-type vacuole membrane; vacuolar proton-transporting V-type ATPase, V1 domain. The transcript is spliced from 3 exons. Bases 1 to 1434 code for a protein of 477 amino acids. The record is from RefSeq and is a predicted model, not a curated record.
AUGUCUCUCGAUCCGCCAACCUACCUGGCAUCGCUGCAGAGCAACAUUCGCCAGCGCCCGAUUCCCUGGGACGGCGCCGUUCGAGCGGGCAGCCUCACGGAAGACCAAUAUGCCAAGAUCCGCGCCGUCGACAAGGCGAAGAAGCCCGAGCAGAGGAAGGAGAUUGUCACGGCAGACCUCGACGGAUAUCGACUGCUGUUUGUUGGCGGCAAUGGCAGCCCCAGCGUGUUGGAGAAGGCAGGAAAGAAUGCCAACCUUGUCCAGUAUAUCUUGGUACUGCUAGCGGACCUGCUCGAUGCCGUACCUUCGCUCGCCAAGGCACUCUUAAAAUCUCCUGAGCCGUACCAGCAUUUCUUACCACUGUUCCGCGCCCACUCCAACGAGGACCCAAUCCCGCUGCUUACCGCACACGCCUUGUCGAAUCUCAUGGCUCUGGCGCAGGAUGAUUCUAGAGCCACCGUCCUCUCGCUUCCUCUGAUCUUUACCUACCUGUCCGGCCUGGCACAGAGCUCCGAUGCAGGCUUGCAGGAUUUUGCCGUGCAAGAGUACUCGUCCUUGCUGUUCGGACACGUUCCCCGGGUACAUUUUUGGAAGCAGCACACCGAGACCGUCGCGCCACUCGUUAGCAUCCUCCGAGCUGCUGCCGGUGUUGGCAAUGGAGGCGACUCAUCAGCUAGUCUCUGGAGUGGCACUACCAGCACGCGCGGCUUUGAGGGCUCGUUGAGCGGAGGCGUUGGUCUGCAGCUUUUAUACCAUGUUCUCAUGGUCCUAUGGCAGCUAAGCUUUGAAUCAGAGGAUAUUGGAGAUGAGCUGAACGACGAAUACGAUAUUAUCCUUUUGUACACUCACCUUCUUCGACUAUCGCCCAAGGAAAAGACAACUCGGUUGAUCCUGUCUACUCUAUACAAUCUGCUCGAGAAGAAUCAGAAGACGCUUCUCCCUACUGCCGUUCUCGCCCGCCUGCCUGCACUGCUAGAGAAUCUAAGUGGCCGUCAUCUCACGGACCCUGACUUGCUUGAGGAUCUUCAGAGCUUGAAAGAAUUGCUCGAAGAAUACACCAAGACGAAGACGACGUUUGACGAAUACGUGGCUGAAGUCCAGUCUGGCCACCUCCGCUGGUCACCGCCUCACCGCAGCACCGUCUUCUGGGCAGAAAAUGCAAGAAAAAUUCUCGAGUAUCAGAAUGGCGAGAUCCCUCGCAAGCUGGCCGAAAUCAUGCAAAAGCCCUGGGAUAAUGAUAAGCAAGUUCUGGCUAUUGCAUGCAACGAUAUCGGCUGCCUUGUGAAGGAGGUCCCCGAGAAACGAUCACAACUGGAAAAGGUCGGCUUGAAGAGACGGAUCAUGGAGCUCAUGGCAUCAGACGACGAGAACGUUCGAUGGGAAAGUCUGCGCGCGUUGGGAGGCUGGCUAAAGUACACCUUUGAAACGAAGUAA